ACGAGACUAAGGAUUCGCGAGAACGCACCCUCUUCUUCCGAGCAGCCACGAUGGUUCCCGUUGUGAGCACCGUCGCUCGUAUAUACAAGGCACUGAAUCCUCCGAACGUCGAUCCCUCGCCGGACUCACCUCCCAUCAAAUUCGGCAUACUGGGUGCUGCGAAGAUAGCCCCGAUCGCGCUCGUCGAUCCAGCGAAAUGCCACCCCGAAGCUGUCGUGCUUGCAGUGGCAGCGCGGGACAAGACGCGGGCUGAGGCGUUCGCGAAGAAGCACGGCAUACCGAAGGCCUAUGGCGGGUCCAAUGGGUACCAAGAAUUGAUCGAUGAUCCCGAGCUCGAUGCGAUAUACAACCCGCUUCCCAAUGGACUCCAUUAUGAAUGGACGAUGAAGGCUCUGGCAGCUGGCAAGCACGUCUUGCUGGAGAAGCCCAGCGCGAACACGGCGGAGGAGACGCGGAAGAUGUUUGAAUUGGCGGAGAAGAAAAAUCUUGUCCUCCUGGAGGCUUUUCAUUAUCGCUUCCACCCUGCCACACAGCGCGUCAAGGAGAUCAUCGACAGCGGCGAAUUGGGCAGCGUUACGAGCCUUUCGGCCACAUUGGCCGUCCCGAGGGGCUUCGUGAAAGAGGGCGAUAUUAGGUUCGAUUACUCCCUCGGCGGAGGAGCAUUGAUGGACAUGGGCUGUUAUACAUUGAACUGCAUCCGGUUCCUCUCAGGAGUGGAUCCGACCGAUGUGCAAGACGCGACAGCACUCGCUCACGUAUUCAAAACACCGCCUUCAUCCUCUGAGGCUUCUCUUGUAGAUGAUACUACAACGGCCCAUCUCGCCUUCCCGAACUCUAUGUCCGGCGCUAUCAUGUGCUCCCUUGGUCUCACGGGCUGGGGCCCGUUCAGUAUCCUUCCGCGCUGGCCGGAAGUAGCAGCUCAUGUGCAGUGCGAAGGAGGAGAAAUCAAACUGUUCAACUAUCCCGGAUCAUGGGCUUACCAUUACAUCACUGUGAGCAAAAGGAAGGGCAGCGGUAGGAUCGCCCGUACGGAAAAGGCGUACAAACCAAAGAACGGGAAGGGAGAAGAUUGGUGGACUACAUAUAGAUAUCAACUCGAGGCUUUCAUUGACAAGCUCAAAGGUCGGACACCGCAGCAUUGGAUUAGCGCGGAAGACUCAAUUGCUAAUAUGGAAUGGAUCGAGAAGAUAUAUUCGAAGACUGGGCUUGGUCCCAGGCCCGUAUCUUCUUUCGUACUGAGUUGAUAUGGGGUCCCUUAGAUGGCUACUAGCCAAUCCAGCCACCAGCUGGGAGAAGGGGUAGAUUGAAUGUCGACAGUCCUGUGAUGAGACCAUGUGGGCACGGGUGUUCGUCCCUUCAUUUACAACCCCGUGCGGGCAGUUCUAGCUCGAACCCCAAAGUCAAGUUAGAAGUCAAACGGGAUUUACGCGCACAAGGUUUGGUGACUUCGCG
This is a messenger RNA of Gloeophyllum trabeum ATCC 11539, 1452 nucleotides long. RefSeq names its product NAD P-binding protein. The coding region runs from base 51 to 1244 and encodes 397 amino acids. The transcript is spliced from 8 exons. NCBI's taxonomy places the organism in Eukaryota, Fungi, Basidiomycota, Agaricomycetes, Gloeophyllales, Gloeophyllaceae. Gene Ontology annotation, molecular function: nucleotide binding. The record is from RefSeq and is a predicted model, not a curated record.